CCCUCUGCAUAUCCUGUCUGUAGGUUUAAACAAGAAGGCAGUGGACUGAAUGGAGGCUUUAAAGAUUUUAGGUCCCUCUCUUUUCUCCAGUCCUACCACUGUGGUGGGAGUAGUUGUUCUUUUGAUUAUAAUUUAUUUUAUUUCUGUUGGUGCCUCUUCCAGAGAGACAGGCAAAGAACCUCCCGGACCGAGGCCUCUGCCUCUCCUUGGAAACUUGCUGCAACUUGAUCUCCAGAGACCCUACAAAACAUUGUGUCAGCUUUCCAGGGAAUAUGGGUCUGUAUUUACAGUUUAUUUUGGACCCAAGAAAGUGGUUGUCCUGGCUGGGUACAAGACAGUCAAAGAGGCUCUGGUCAACUAUGCAGAUGAGUUUGGAGACAGAGAAAUCUCACCUAUAUUUGAUGAUCUGAACAAAGGUCAUGGAAUAAUAUUUUCAAAUGGGGAAACAUGGAAAGAGUUGCGUCGUUUUGCUCUCACCACCCUCAGAGACUUUGGGAUGGGCAAGAGAGUUGCUGAAGAGAAAAUCUUAGAGGAGUGUGGACAUCUCAUUCAAAUGUUUGAGAAUUAUAAAGGGAAACCAUUUAACACAUCACGCCCAAUAAAUUAUGCCACAUCCAACAUCAUCUCCUCCAUCGUCUACGGAAGCAGAUUUGAAUAUGAUGACCCUCAAUUCAGAAACCUAGUUGGUCGAGCAAAUGAAUCUAUAAGCAUAUCAGGCUCUUCACAAAUCCAGCUCUACAACAUGUUUCCCCGGUUAGUCGGAUGGGUAAAAAACCGUCAGGUGAUUUUAAAAAAUGCAGAAAUGACGAUCAGGGAUGUGAAAGGUCUAAUCACGAAACUGAAGGAGACGCUAAACCCUCAGACCUGCAGAGGGCUGGUGGACUGUUUCCUGAAUCGGAAGGAGAAAGAAGAGGACUCUUGUGGGAAAGACAGUCAGUUCACAGAGGAGAACCUGAUAUUUACAGUGACCAACCUGUUUUCUGCUGGAACUGACACCACAGCUGCAACACUGAGGUGGGGUUUGCUGCUCAUGGCUAAGUAUCCACAAAUCCAGGACCAGGUCCAGGAGGAGCUGGCCAGGGUGGUUGGAAGCCGUGAAGUUCGAGUGGAAGAUCGUAAAAACCUGCCCUACACUGAUGCUGUCAUCCAUGAGAUCCAGAGGCUGGCUAACAUCGUCCCCAUGGCCAUCCCACAUAAAACUAAUAGAGAUGUCAUCUUCCAGGGAUACUUUAUCAAGGAGGGAACUACUGUGUUUCCCCUUCUUACAUCUGUUCUGUAUGAUGAGAGCGAAUGGGAGAGCCCUCACACCUUCAACCCUUCUCAUUUCUUGGAUACAGAGGGAAAAUUCAUAAAGAGAGAUGCCUUCCUACCGUUUUCUGCAGGUCGCAGGGUGUGUCUUGGGGAAAGUCUGGCUAAGAUGGAGCUUUUCCUGUUCUUCACCUCCCUGCUUCAGCACUUUCGCUUCACGCCUCCACCUGGAGUUACUGAGGAUGAACUGGAUCUAACUCCAGCAGUGGGUUUCACCAUCCCUCCUUCUCCUCAUGAGCUUUGUGCCAUCAGCCGGCAGUGAAGAAUGAAUUAUGUGAUAGUUCCUGUCUAUAUUAGUGACCUUAUGUGCUUUAACACAUUUAAACUUUAGCUUUGUCUGUUAUUGUUGAAACUGUUUUACAAAGAUUAAAAUGUUAGGUUGUUUGGGAGGAUCCAUAAAUUUCAUUGUAAUAGUUUCCUAAAAAGUAAUUAAAAUCACUCUAAGCUUUGUGCAAAACAUUUUUUUUUAAAGAUGCUUGCUGUCAUUGCUGUGACUCUUUAACUUUAAUUCCUCUCACAAAGUAAACAAAAAGUCUUUCCAAAAUCAGCUUUAGAGAGCAUUAAUAAAUAAACAAUGCUAGCAUCCAUCCAAGGGAUUUAGCUGAGAUCAAUAAACUGCUCCCAGUCUUACCUCUUUCUUGAAGCUAGCUUUUGAUUGGAGCACCUAUCAUGAGAUAAAGCCCCAAAUAACGUGCUCCUUGUUAACAGAGCAGGAUCACCUGACAAGAAAUACAUCUCUGACCAUAGAGGUUGUUUUGAUCUUGCUUUUAAAAAAGGAAAAAU
Cyprinodon variegatus (sheepshead minnow) is the source of this 2091-nucleotide messenger RNA. RefSeq names its product cytochrome P450 2K1-like. The record is from RefSeq and is a predicted model, not a curated record. NCBI's taxonomy places the organism in Eukaryota, Metazoa, Chordata, Actinopteri, Cyprinodontiformes, Cyprinodontidae. Gene Ontology annotation, cellular component: intracellular membrane-bounded organelle; cytoplasm. The coding region runs from base 50 to 1570 and encodes 506 amino acids. Gene Ontology annotation, molecular function: oxidoreductase activity, acting on paired donors, with incorporation or reduction of molecular oxygen, reduced flavin or flavoprotein as one donor, and incorporation of one atom of oxygen; iron ion binding; heme binding. The transcript is spliced from 9 exons. Gene Ontology annotation, biological process: xenobiotic metabolic process.